AUGUCCCGGUCAUUUUUAGUAGACACACUCAUCAGUGAGACGAAGGACUGCAAGAAGACAGAAAUGUCUAGUGACCUCAAUCCGUAUACGAACUUAAUUGGGCAUCAUAUGGAUGCACGCCCUAAGUUUUUACCUUACCCAUACGCGGGGAAUUUAAACAAUCUUCUGAGCCUUGGUUUACAACAUCCCCAAAGAUCACCGGAUUUGUUCCGACCAUUUUUGGAGCACCUCAACUUUCGAUAUCCGUUGCUGCAUCAGAUGCCGCGACAAGAUUUCUUUGAACCAGUCCAAGAGCCGAGACCAUUCGAAGGUUAUUUGAAGACUGAAGAACAAGAGCCAAUCAACUUUGUAAACAAAAGGAAGAAAUCUAUAUCUCCUUAUUUACACCACCCGUACAAAUCAACAGCUACGUCACCAGUGAAAAGUCAAGGUCAACGGUCGCCGUCCUUGUCUAGCGACAGCAGAAAUGGUACUCCGAGUCCUCCCCUCGCUCAUCCUGAAGAACUCCUGCCCGGUUACUCAAAAGACUUGAAACGUCUGCCGCUGAAAGAAGAUUCAAGUAAACGCAUCCGAACAGCGUUUACCGGUACUCAACUAUUGGAACUCGAAAGAGAAUUUUCCAUGAACAUGUAUUUGUCAAGACUGAGAAGAAUCGAGAUCGCGUCGCGAUUGAAGCUGUCAGAGAAACAAGUGAAGAUUUGGUUCCAAAACCGCCGCGUGAAGUUGAAGAAGGAAGAAACUCCGAUGAGUUCCAGCGAGCGAUCCAAGAAGUGUUGCUGUUCAAAAAGUUCUUGCUCAUCAAAAAGCCAGGAGUCGUGUGACAAUGAACAAGAGCAAAUAGACGUCGUGAGUGACAGCGACAGGAGUUUUGAAGCGCAGAAUCUUUCUCAGUAUUCUUAA
This is a messenger RNA of Amyelois transitella, 900 nucleotides long. Its product is annotated as homeobox protein Hox-D4a-like. Lineage: Eukaryota; Metazoa; Arthropoda; Insecta; Lepidoptera; Pyralidae. Gene Ontology annotation, cellular component: nucleus. The transcript has a single exon. Gene Ontology annotation, molecular function: RNA polymerase II cis-regulatory region sequence-specific DNA binding; DNA-binding transcription factor activity, RNA polymerase II-specific. The coding region runs from base 1 to 900 and encodes 299 amino acids. Gene Ontology annotation, biological process: regulation of transcription by RNA polymerase II. The record is from RefSeq and is a predicted model, not a curated record.